Molecule: messenger RNA, 3496 nt
Organism: Sabethes cyaneus
Lineage: Eukaryota; Metazoa; Arthropoda; Insecta; Diptera; Culicidae
Gene: UbcE2H
Product: ubiquitin-conjugating enzyme E2 H
Exons: 3
Coding region: 747-1295 (182 amino acids)
Biological process (GO): ubiquitin-dependent protein catabolic process; protein polyubiquitination
Cellular component (GO): nucleus
Molecular function (GO): ubiquitin conjugating enzyme activity
Source: RefSeq, a predicted model, not a curated record
GGCAGAGAUAAUUUUUCAGCUGUUUUCACCUCAUCAUUGGCAAACUUAGCUCCGACUUGUGUGGCGUGCAGGAAGUGUUUAAAGGUUCGGAUUACGUCUGGAAGUAAGUGUUAUCAACACCGACCGCAGCUGGCAACUCUGGAACUGGCACUGUAAGCAAAACGUGUGCAACUUCAGGCGUAGAAACUGUGGUGCUCAUUCUCCCGCAGUUUGCUUCGAUAGUAGCGAGGAGGUUGGUGGCCGCCGUGGUAGUGCUGGUGUUGUUUUUAUUUUUGUUGCUUGCGCAGCCAGAAGGGAGGAUCUCCUCGUGAUACGGUUGUCGUCGUCGUCGUUGUCGUCCGCGUAAAGCCAGCCAGCAGAGCUCUACUUGUACUGAACCAACUGCUGCUUCUACUGUUGUUGCGUAGUGGUUGGUGCGUGCGUGCGUGCGUGCGAGAGAGGAAAUAUACUGCUUCAAGGCGAACCCCGUCCGCGUAAUCGAAUCGAACAACAAAAUUGGUGCACAACAACAGCGCCGUGAGAGAGCACAUCGUCGACGGCGAAGACGAACGACAACGGACGGGCUGCAGGAGCAUAACAAUAACACAGUCGAGUCGAGUCGCAGUAGCAUAUCGACGAGAGCUAGCAGCAGCCAGAGUCAGCAAUAUCGAAGCAGAAGAGACACAAGCUCGCAGCUCUGAGGAAAAUAAACACAGAAACUGCAGAUAAACACCCCUCCAGCUGGGUGUCAUUGUUAAUCGGGAAAAAUGUCCUCCCCUAGUGCCGGCAAGCGUCGGAUGGAUACCGACGUGAUCAAGCUGAUCGAGAGCAAACAUGAAGUGACCAUCCUAGGCGGGCUGAACGAAUUCUGUGUAAAAUUCUUCGGCCCCCGAGGGACACCGUACGAAGGUGGCGUGUGGAAAGUGCGUGUACACCUGCCCGAGCAUUACCCGUUUAAGUCACCGAGUAUUGGAUUCAUGAACAAAAUUUACCACCCAAACAUCGACGAAGUGUCCGGCACGGUUUGCCUGGACGUGAUCAAUCAGGCGUGGACGGCGCUGUACGAUUUGUCCAACAUUUUCGAAUCGUUCUUGCCGCAGCUGCUUACCUAUCCGAAUCCGGUGGAUCCCCUGAACGGCGAUGCAGCCGCCAUGUACCUACACAAACCCGAAGAGUACAAGAAGAAGGUAGCGGACUAUGUGCGGCGGUACGCCACCGAGGAAGCCCUGCGCGAUCAGGAACCUACAGAAAGCUCCGACAGUGAGUCCAGUAUGUCCGAUUUCAGUGAAGACGAAGCGCAGGAUAUGGAGUUAUAACAACGGCUAGCCUCGAUAUUAACCAAUUACUAUUAUUAAAGAAACAAACACCCGUGCAGAUGAUUAAUGGUGAGAAAUGAAAUCUUUUUAUUAAAUUAAAUAUUUUACACGUAGGUUCAUUCAUCGCUCACACAACUACAAACUCACACACGCCAUCGUAUCCGCACACACACGCAAAUACACUCAUUCAUACACACACACACCGCGACACUUAGUAACCAAAUAAGAGAACAAACAAUAGGAAAAAUUAUUGUGAACGAAAAGUAGUGAAAAAAAAAGAUAGAUCCCUGUGCGAUUACAACCGAGUAGAGCCAACAACCAUCGUAAUUCUGAACAUCACAGAUCAACUCACAGUCCGGUGAAUGGAAGGAGCCAAAGUUUGGUUUCAUGUUCUCGCUUGAUUCUUACCUAAUUCGAAUUCAACUCAUUUCGAAGUCCCCCCCCCCAGUAUGCAGCAAAACACCACUACAUAAACAGCAGAGUAAACAAACAAAUACUAAUCUAUCUAUUUAGUACGUUAAUCGUUUACUAACGUCUCUCCCCGACGCAACCGGGUAGUAACCAAACAACCAACAAACCAAGCCUAUCAUGUGUGUGUGUGUGUAAAAUUUCUCCGUGUGGUAGUGGCACGACCAAGCGUUUGUGUUCGGAGUUCGGUUUUUUUUCCUAACCGCUAGCCUAUUGUGUAAACCCAAAACCCAUGUGUAGAAGAAGCGCGCGCGUUUGUUCAACUUUGCCAAUACAAUUAUAUAUACAUAAUUAACUAAUUUUUGCGCGGUACAUUACUCCCUAAUUGUGAAUGUUGAUUGAGUUUAUUAUAUUUACAACCACUUAUUAUACACAAAGUCAAAGAUUAAUACCUGUAUAUUAUUAUUAUUAUUUUUGUCGCUCAGGCGAGAGACGAUGAAGGUCUCACUCCGUUUUGUUCUCUCUCCCACUCUCCGUGUGUGUGUGUGUGUCCUUUCGCUCGGUGGUUCCCUGCUGCUGAUGAUUCUCUUCCUUUCUUCCGCAACCCACACAAACCCAAUUUAAAACCCCUCACCCCCCUCCUUCUUCCCCCCGGUAGGUGUGGGGCAGUAGACGUUGCGCGCGGCAGGAGGAGAUUGUUUAUUAAAUAAUUAAUAGUAGGGAUUAUUAAGAAGUAAUAAUUAUAUACUAAAAGUAAUGAUAAUAUAUGACAACAAAAUGGAGAGCCGAUAAGAGGAAAAAAAAGUGAUGGAAAAAUUGAAAUAAAGAAAAAUAAACGCAAUGGAGUAAAAAAAACAGUAGUGCAUAAGUCAUGUUUGUAAUUUCGAUGAAUGAUAAAGUUUUCUUUGGAGAAACAGAGCAAAAAUAGACAAAAAGAAGACCGCAUAUAUUUAAACGUACUAAUAAAACUGUGAGAGAAAAGUAGCAAACGGCCGUUACUGUCGGGUUGGAUGACGGUCCCCUGAUUUCGUUUCAGUUUAGGAAAGAUAUCAAUAUAAAACACUACGAAAUCCUUACGGAAACUACAAAAUUUCAAAAGCAUGUCGGGAAUUUCUUAUAGCAUCCCCAAUCCGUUGAGGUUACUCGGUUAUUCAGUAAAUAAAAGCGUUUUAUGCUGGUGUUGAGAAGCACGUAUUUUGUAUGUUUCAACACCAGCUUGACCAACAACUUCGCAUCGAUAAACGACGUUACAUGCUCACCAUCGUAGAGUUCAUAGACUGCAAGGCGGCGUACGAUUCAGUUAAGCGAAAUGAAUUGUAUAUUUGAAUAAAAUUUUCCCACAAAACUGAUUGGGCACACACUGGCUCCGUCACCCUUGACGACUCAACGACAAGCGUCACAAUAUUCUCACGAGUCAUGGUCACCUCACGUAAUUUUUUUUAUGUGAGUCUAUCUAAGUGAUUCUGGUUUCCUGGGUGACUGUACAAAUCAAAUCUACGACAAGUUCCGGCAGUACAAUUCGCAGACUCAUCAUCUGUUUGUGGACUGUAAGGCAGCCUACGAUUCAGUCAAACGAAAUUAGCUGUGGCUGCUAGAACAUGGUUUUCCGACGAAACUAAUUACGCGUUGGAUGAGUCAAAAUCAUGCGUCAGAAUAGCGGGAGAGACCUCAACCGCUUUCGUGACAUUAAAUGGACUGGAGUAAAAAGAUACACUCACUAACCUGUUAGUCGACAUUACCUUGGAAGGUGCAAUACGAAGAGCGUGGAAAGGAACGGGAUCCUCAUCACGAAA